Messenger RNA from Cydia strobilella, 7095 nucleotides. RefSeq names its product protein abnormal spindle (gene asp). The record is from RefSeq and is a predicted model, not a curated record. Gene Ontology annotation, cellular component: spindle pole. The transcript has 8 exons. Gene Ontology annotation, molecular function: calmodulin binding. Lineage: Eukaryota; Metazoa; Arthropoda; Insecta; Lepidoptera; Tortricidae. Gene Ontology annotation, biological process: mitotic cell cycle; spindle organization; establishment of meiotic spindle localization. Bases 159 to 6944 code for a protein of 2261 amino acids.
AACUGAAGAACGGACGGACGUUACGAAUUAAGGAAUUCAUUGUUUCUCAAAUUUAAUAAUACUUUUUGUUGCUAUUUAGAUAUUAUUAGUGUUUAAAAUGUAUAGUUUAUAUUAUAGCAUUGAAAUAUAAGUUAUUAGAUUAAGCCUUCGUUGACAACAUGUAUUUUGAAAUCGAUAACACGCCAGAACAUAUUAGGAGGUCGCGUCGUACCGAACAUAUUCGGAAGGAAACUCCUGAAGAGGAAUGCCCAAGAUUGAUUUUGGCUCCGUUUUUUAGGCCCCCACAAGUGGUGUUUGAUAAUGUUCUCAUUGGGACAUCAUGUGAGCGGAAUUUGGAAGUGUUAAACCCCAUGAAACAUGCCCAACAGGUAACCCUCGCUCGCAGCCUGCCGCAAGGGCUGCAGAUCCACCUGCCCGGAGACUGGCUGGAACUGGAGCCAGAGACAUGCUAUUGCCUGACCAUGUCGUGGAGUCCUACGCAGCCCACGGCGCUGCGGGAGACCAUCCACUUCACCAACGAGAAGAGGGGCCGAUAUGAAGUCAUUGUGGUCUUGAAGUCUGCUACGAUUAUCAAAGGCAAAAACAAGCCAAGGAGUUUCAGAGUAUCUCCUGGGAAAAAGGAGAAAAAGCCAUUAAAGAGAUCCCCAGUAGCUAUCCAGAAAAGGAAAGCUGAGGCCAUAACCCACGCCGUGAAAAGGGCCGCCCAAGUGGUCCAGCCAAGUCAAUACAAAAAACUUAAAACAUACAAUAAAGAAAACAUAUCAGGAAUUCAUGAGUACACUGCGGACUCGCAACUCGGGCGAUGCCCAUUUGAUUCUUUCAACAAUAUUGAUAUUCAUUUCAAUACGUCGGAAAUAUUUUCAAGCAUGAAAAAGGAAAUGAUGCAGCAAACCUAUAACGCGUCCGGCUACAUGAACGUUACGAAAGAAGUGCCAGUGCCGAGCAAUGUACUGAAACCCGUUAACAGACAGUUGAGCCCCGGCGGCGAUAUUUUCGACAAACUUUCUUUCACACCACUAAAAACACUCGUAAAGAAUGAAAGAUUGGAGCAAGGGCCUAAAAUUGUAAUCAGCAUGAACUCUGAUUGCGAGGAAGACAGCUUAGACAAUAAAGAGAAUGAUGGAAACGCAGGACCUCAUUCUAUAAUGUUCGUAACGUCGUCUCAACCAGCCAAUAAAUGGUUGACUACAAACCAACAUCAGCGCCCGAACCAUUAUUUGGAAACCGCUACUGCCAUAGAUAAAAAAAUCCCGAACACUUCAUCACCUAAAGAACUGCACAGCCCAAACUUUUCUAUCAACACAGAGUUUUCUAGAAUCAGCGAUCUCUCGUUCUGCCCUCAAAGAUUUUCCACUGAGAGGAAGUUUGUCCCUAAAACAAACAAUGAUACCCACGACAUAAUAGACUUUGAUAAACUGAGCUCCGACACGUACACUAAAGAAUCUCCCAACGCGGCGCUAGAUUAUCCUCUGUUCUAUAUGAAGGACCAAAACCCGACUAAAUGUAGACAGUCACUCUUUCGAGAGUAUAACCAACGAAAAGAAUGGGAUAAAAACCCGAGUUACCCACAAAAGUUCGAAAAUAACGUAUGGAGAAAUGAGCCUAGAAAGUUCGAAACUAAUAUGUGGAGAAGUGAACCUAGAGCUUAUACCAAACCGCAAUCGCCGCCUCGCUCGAUCACUCCUCCUCUUCAAUCAAUUCCUGAAGAGAGUCAAAAUCAUAACUCUGACACCCUAAUUCUUGAUAAAACCGAUAAACAAAUGACCACAUUUACAGUGAAUAGAACAUUCAAUGCCACACGCGAUAGAAACUCGGUAUCCUCAGCCAGACAAAGUUGUUGGUCCAAGAAAGACGUGAGAGCUGACCCGACACUUUGGAAAAUGCCAGUUUCGCAACCAGAGAGACGAACUAAAACCGGUCGGCCGUCGGUCUCUCGCCCUGCUUUAAGCAAACCCGCGAACACAACCUUUGACAAAAGUAUUAAUCAAAAUAUAUCACUGAAUCUCGUCGGGAAUGUAUAUUCCCAAUCUCUUACAGUGGACCCCUUCUUAUCGACAACUUAUUUCUACGACGAGGAAGCAGUGUCCAAGUUCGAGGCAGAGUUCAAACGGUGGCUGAACUACAUCUUAACUCCUCCCGCGGAUCUCGACUGCAACGUGGAGCAGAAAAUCGAUGUAGGCAAAGCGUGGAUCGAGAAUAGGAACAAGGAAGUGCCGCUCGCACCAACAAAAGAACAAGUCUCGAGCGCUUACCACAAUAGCCACAGAUUGGAUAGUCUUAGAAGAGCUGCAAAAGCUUUACUAUUGAGCCCUGAAAUAUGUCAAGUCUUCCAGAAACUAACCGCGCAAAUCGAGAAAAAGCUUAUAGUGAUCAGGACUGACCGCAAUCUUCAUCUAGAUGUGGGCUUACAGAAAGCUAUAAUGGAGCUUCUACUGUGCUACAAUCCUCUGUGGCUUCGUAUUGGGCUCGAAGCUCUCUAUUGCCUGGUCUUGCCUCUGAAAUCCAACAGUGACAUUGAUGGUCUGACAACUUUCAUCAUUCAAAGGAUGUUCAAGAAUCCAUUCCUCAAAAAUAAGCAUUCAAAAGCCUCGGCGCCAAAUAAGCUGCUGCCAGCUUACAUGGAAGCCAUCAAGAAGUUCACUCUAAAGAAGUUCUUCAUGUUGGUUUAUUUCUUGGACCAAGCCAAGCAGAGAAAGCUGAUUUCUCACGACCCUUGCCUGUUCCGCCGCAACGCUAUUUGCAAAGAGAGCAGAGAGAUCGUAAUAAGAUUAACGCGCGAAUUGAUCGCCGGCAUCGGCGACAUAACGAAGCACCUUCGACCGCUCGGCUACGUGGUGUCCCACAAGCAAACGUAUCUGGACGAAUACUUAUACGCCGUCCACAACAUAGCGGUCGACAUCAGAGACGGCGUGCGCUUGACCAAGGUCAUGGAAAUAAUCCUGAUGAAGAAUGGCCUGUUGAACCAACUGAGGACGCCCGCAAUUUCCAGACUGCAGAAAAUACACAACGUCCAAGUGGCAUUAAACGCACUCAAAGACGCGAAUUUCGUGAUCGUCGGUGAGAUCACCGCAACUGACAUCGCCGAUGGGCACAGGGAGAAAACAAUGUCGCUCCUCUGGCAGCUGAUACACGUGUUCCGAGCCCCGCUGUUCGAGUCCGCCGCAAACGUGAUCCAAACCUGGUGGAAGAAGAAGUACAAGGUUAUCGUGGAGAAGAGGAUGGCGGAGGAACGCGAGCGGCAGAAGAUGGACAACGCGGCGCGCACCAUCCAGUGCUGGUGGCAACGGAUCCAGUACAACCGUCUGGUCGAAAAGCAAAUGCAUCUAUACACGACUUCCACAGUCAUUAUCCAGAAAUACUGCCGGCGCUGGCUGUGCCGCACUCGCCUGCUUAAACUCAAGGCUAGCGUGUUGAGGAUCGAAGAGUGGUACAGAGGCAUCGAAAUGAUGAAUGAAGCUAAAGAGAUCUUUCAAAAAUUAAGAUCGGAAAGGGAGGAGUUGAGAACGAAAUCUGCCAUUGAAAUCCAACGCAACUUUAAACGCUGGUUAUGCGUCACUAAGUAUCAGAAGACUUUAAAGAACUUAAUCCUCAUACAGAGCUUGGUGCGUCGCUAUCUUGCCCGAAAACAAUACUUGCAAACGAGAAAAGCACUUAUACUCAUCCAACAGAGAUAUAGAAGUAAAUUACUGAUGGAAGAGGAGAUGAAGAAACUGGCCGUGCAAAAGCACUGUGCUAUAGUUAUACAAAAACAGUAUAGGAUGAUAAGACAACAUAGGAUUUAUCAGAAGCUGAAGUCCGCUGUUCAAACUAUCGAGGGAUACUAUAAAGCGAUAAUACAAAUGAGGCAAGUGCGUGACCAAUAUUUACAACUGAAGAAUGCUGCAAUAAAAGCACAAGCUAUGUACAGAGGCCGAUUAGUUCGCCGAGAGUUUAAAAGGCAGAUGUCUUUAUUAGUAACUCUACAAAGAAGAAUCAGAGCACACCAGCUAAUGAAAAAAGAAAAAUCACAAUUUGCUAUUAUCAAAAAGGCUGCAUGUAUUUUACAGCAACGCUUCAGGUCGCAUCUAAUUAUGAAGGAAACAAGACAGGUUUACAUAACUCAGCGUCAGUCAGCAAUUACAAUACAGGCGCAUUUCCGAGCGUAUGUACUGGGAAAAGCCAAAAGAAAUGCUUAUUUGAAGACGAGGUCUGCCGCUAUAGUAUUACAAAGACAUUAUAGGAGUCUUCUUUUGAUGAGAGAGGAGAAGACUGCCUACAUGAAAUUAAAGACUUCUGCGAUAUGCAUACAGAGGCAUUACCGAGCCUUGCUGGAGAUGAGGAAAUGCAAAACAUGCUAUCAAAAGCUUCACGCGGCAACCAUUUUGACCCAGAGAAAAUACAGAGCAAGAUUGCAAAUGAAAAUAGAUAAAUCUGAAUUCUUAAAACUGAAAGCAGCCAGUAUAAUAAUCCAGGCUCGUUACAGAGCUCUAGUUGUUGGAAGGCAACAGAGGAACCAAUUCCAGAAAGAGAAGAUGGCGGCGAUUAAAUUGCAAAAUUGGUUUAGAAAUUGCAGAAAGAGCAAAGAAAUACAACAGCAGUAUCGGCAGUCGAAACAGGCUUGCGUAACUAUUCAGAGAAUUUACCGAGCUUAUGUUUUGAGCAAAAAGCAGAGAAUAGAAUAUCUUAGAAUAAAGACUGCAACUAUUCGCAUUCAGAACUAUUAUAGAUCUUACUUAGAAAUGAAAACUGUAAGGGAACAAUUCACAAAGCUUAAGGCUUCAACUGUAACCAUUCAAAGAUUUUACAGAGGCCACUUAGAAACUAAAAAACAAAGAGAAGACUAUCUUUGUAGAAGAGAAGCCGCUAUUGUGAUUCAAGAUUUCUACAGAAGAUACAAACUGACUGUUACAACACAACAACAGUACUGUGCCUUGAGAAAGAAUGCAAUCUGUGUACAGAGACGGUACAGAAGCCUUUUGACUAUGAGAAAGGUACAAAGUGAUUAUGAAAAUCUUAGAAAAUCAGUAAUUGUUGUACAACAGAAGUAUAGAGCUCUAAUUGCCAUGAGGAAAGAGCGCACAGCAUAUUUGAAAUUAAAAUCCGCUGCACUAGUUUUACAAACAAGGUAUAGAGCACAAGUAGCAAUGAAGUCAGAGCAACAUAGGUAUGCUUCAAUGAUGAAAGCUACCAUUUGUAUUCAGAGGUGCUAUAAGGCUCGUUUGGAGGGAAGAGGUCAAAGAAAUCAAUAUUUACGAUUAAGACAAGCAGUUAUUUUAAUUCAACAAAAAUACAAGGCACUGCUUGCCAUGAGGAAUUGCAGGGCCUGCUAUUUACAGACAAAAUCUGCUGCUGUAUAUAUACAGAGGAGAUAUAGAUCACGUUACCUGAUGUUGCAAGUUAAAGCCACAUUUAGAAGGACUUUGUCCGCCUGUGUAACCAUUCAAAGACACUUCAAAGCUUAUAUUGCGGGCAAAAAACAAAGGUUGACAUACGAAACACAAAAAGCGGCAGCUAUUCUUUUACAAAGACGUUACAGGAGCAUUAAAGAAACUAGGGAAGUCCGAACUCAGUAUUUGCGUUUGAAACAAGUUGUAAUCACAGUCCAAAGGAGAUUCAGAGCCAAUUUAGCUGCCCGAGGUGUUAGGCAAGAAUUUUUAAGACUUAGGCAGAGUGCCACCAAAAUUCAAUCAACAUUCCGAAUGCAUUCUGCUCGCAAGAAAUGGUUGGUAUUAAAGAACGCCGCUGUGUCAAUUCAAAGGUUUUACAAGUCUUAUAGACAUGCGAGAAACACAAGAGAACAAUAUCUUCGCAUCAGAUCGAUUAUUAUAAAGUUACAGGCUCUCGCUAAACGCGUUAUUGUAAGAAAGCGUUAUUUAGACCACUUACAACGCAUACUCAAUCAACGUAGGGAAGCGGCGGCCAUAUGCAUACAAAGCAAUUUUAGACGAUAUUUGGUACAAUCACGUUAUCUAAACUAUAGAAAACAUGUAACGUACAUUCAAAGGCUAUGGCGAGGAAAGCUUCUGACAAGACAGAUGCAUUCUGAAUUUAUCCAGAAGAAGAUCUUUAUCACCAAGCUGCAAGCAGUAAUCAGGGGAUACUUGGUUAGGAAACAAGUAUCCUUAAUGAAGGAAAACUUGCUCAGGAUUCGAGAGGAACGGAGGCAGCACUGGGCGGCAUGUAAAAUCCAGGCUGUAUUCCGCGGCCACAGGGUGCGCAACCGCUCGGCGCUGCACGAGCCGCGCGUGGCGGCGCUGCGCCGGCGCUGGCGCGAGGGCGCGCUGCGCUCCACGCAGGACACGCUGGAGGAGCGCUACGACCAGGCCAUGGAGGUGCUCAACAACUUCGCCGACAUGGAGGCCGUCAUCAUUGCCUUCCGGUCUCUCGAACUCUUAACUGAAGUGUUCCCGAUGAUGUACAACGAGACCGCCCCGAAGGUGGUACGCAGCGUGUACAACUACAUGGCCGUCAUGAACCGCUCCAUCUCCAGCGUGGAGGUGCUCAAGUCGGCCGCGUCCGUGCUCGCCAACCUCACGCGAUAUCGCGUCACGGGGCCCAAGAUCUACGCGCGUGAACACAUACCUCCUCUCCUGAAGUACAUGUGGCGCUUCAGCACCAGCGAGGUUCAGUUGUUCCUCACCCUGUCGACUUACCUGUGGCUGUUCUCCAAAUACGAUGGCGUAAGAGAGGACCUCACAGAGUACCUGCACACACCAGAGAACCACAAAAUGAUGGAGUCCAUCAAGCGCAACGUGGACCGUGUCAAGCGAAUGGCGAGCAAUGCCAUCAAGCACAAGCCAAUCACGCCCGCGAAGUUCAACCCCUCCGCGAGUUUCUCCCACAACCCCAUCCUCCUGCCGCCGGCUCUCGAGCCCGACUACGGCAUCGCCAGGGUUGACCAUCAUCGGUACUUUGUUGACACUCGACAGGCCAUACAUUGCCUCUUCCGUACAUAUAAGCUUUAAUUUGUAUUAUUUAGAAAUAAUGAUGACUGUUAUUUUUAAUUAUGUUUAAUGCAUGAUGUUUUUGUGCUUGGGUUUAUUGCUUUAAUAAUGAUUUGUGUUAAUGUUUAGCUAUUAAUAUAUUAUUAUAACAUUAAUUUUGUAAUAAAUUGUG